AUGGUGCAGGCGCGGUGGACCCUGGCCCUCAUCCUCCUCCUGGUGGCCCUGCCAGCCAGGGGUGUCGGGGCUGCUCCGUGGCGACCAUGGGCAGUGGCUCUGGAGCGUGAGCCUGUGGAUAAGAAGGCACCUCAGGAAGACCAUCAGGCAGUGCCGGUCCCCGGGGAAAACACCGGGGCCGUUCAGCCAACAGGAGUGUCAGGUCCAGAGUAUCAAGAUGGAAGGGGACAAUCUUCCCAGGACACAUCCAAAGUGCUACAUGAAAUCCUUGGACAGCUGAAGACAAUAGCACGAGGUGUGAACAGCCUCAGCCUCAACAGCGCCGUGGAUGGCAGAAGAUUCACCAGCGCUGUGGUGGGCAAGGCAGACCCAAACCUUGUGGAUGGCAGGACAGACCCAAUUGCUGUGGUGGGCAGGGCAGAUCCAAAUGCUGUUGAUGGCAGGACAGACCCAAACACUGUGGAUGGCAGGACAGAUCCAAACGCUGUGGUGGGCAGGGCAGACCCAAACUCUGUGGGUGCUGAUACCUUCCAGACGUACUGCAUAGAAGGCAUCGUGGCUGUCCUGGGCUCAAUGCUGCUGGGGAUGGUGCUGUGUUGUGUAUUCCACUUGUGGAGGAAGAGGAGAAAGCGCCUCGCAGCUUCGAGAGCCGGCUCUGAGCGCCCCAACAGCCGGGCAGAAGCCAGCAGAAUAUUUGCAGGAGCGUUUAAAUAAAGAUCAGCAGCACAAUCGA
Messenger RNA from Manacus vitellinus (golden-collared manakin), 733 nucleotides. RefSeq lists its product as uncharacterized. The record is from RefSeq and is a predicted model, not a curated record. The transcript has 5 exons. NCBI's taxonomy places the organism in Eukaryota, Metazoa, Chordata, Aves, Passeriformes, Pipridae. The coding region runs from base 1 to 714 and encodes 237 amino acids.